Emiliania huxleyi CCMP1516 is the source of this 2793-nucleotide messenger RNA. RefSeq lists its product as hypothetical. Bases 1 to 2793 code for a protein of 930 amino acids. NCBI's taxonomy places the organism in Eukaryota, Haptophyta, Isochrysidales, Noelaerhabdaceae. Gene Ontology annotation, molecular function: protein binding; transmembrane transporter activity. The record is from RefSeq and is a predicted model, not a curated record. Gene Ontology annotation, biological process: transmembrane transport. The transcript has 14 exons.
AUGCUUGGCAACAUGCUCGAGUGGCUGGACUUUGGCAUCUACGGAUACUCGCAGUCGGACAUAUCGGUCCAGCUUUUUGCCGGGAGCGAAACCGCCAGUUGGGCAACCUUUGGACUGGGCUACGCGUUCCGACCGGUCGGGGCCUUUGUGUUGGGAAAGCUGUCCGAUGCGUACUCGCGAAAAAGCAGCUUUCUCGUGGCCAUGCUCGGCAUGGCCUUUUCGACGGCGUUGAUGGCCACAAUUCCCGCGGUGUGCGGAGAAGAGGGCGUAACAAUCGACUAUUGCGUUGGCGCCGUUUGGAAAAGCGCGGUGCCGGCGGUUGCGCUGCGCUGCGUCCAGGGUUUUUCUGCGGGCGCCGCCGCGGGAGGAAUCAACGUGAUCCAGUCAGAGCUGUGGUCGACCUCUGACCGAAAGGGGGCGCUCGCGCAGUCCGUCGGCGUGAACAACGCCAGUGGAGCCGCCGCUUCCAUGCUCUCUGCCGCCAUCGUCUUUGGCCUCCGCUCCGUGCUCGGCAGCGAAACCUAUGCCGCAUGGGGCUGGCGGCUCGCCUUCCUGGCGGUGGUUCCGCCCAGCAUGCUGGCGAGCUACCUGAUGCACACCUCGGUUCCUGAGUCGAACGAAUUUGCCACCACGGACGAUGAUGUUGUUGUCCUGAAGCACAAUGAGUCCAUCAAGAACGACGUCUCGGACGCAGUGGUCAACCCGGCGGCCCCGAUGAGGACCACCUCUGUGGGCCCUCGCCUAGGGUCGAUUUAUGAGAGCUCGCCCAAAGUGCCCAUCCCAGCUUCUACUACGAUGUCGCGGGACCCGCCUUGGCUUGUAAUCGUUGUCUCGAUCUACGUUCAGUUUGCCAUCGCGGCCUACAACAACCUCAACGUCUCGUACGCCAAGGAGCACUACGGGGUCUCCGUGAGUACCGCAACACUGAUGCAGGUGGUGGGAAAGGCGGUCCAAGUGGGGAUGACACCCCUAGCAGCUUUGCUCGCCGACUUGAGAGGCUGGUAUGGGGCAUGCGCCUUUGGUGGGAUCAUGUGCAGCGUGUUGGCCCUUCCUAUGAUGACGGCCAGCGAAUUUGGUGGCGUCAUCAGCACAUGGAUGCUAAUCUCGGUCGCCUUCCCCAUCGUCUCGACGGUGUGGAUCCUCAACGCGCCGCUGCUUGCGACGUCCAUCUUCCCCGUGGAGACCCGCAGCAAGGGCACCAGCCUGGUCAUGGCAACGGCAGCGGCGAUCAGUGGCUUCUUCCCGCUCGCCCUCAACGAGAUCACCAACGUGUACGCGAGUGGGGUGGUGCUCGCCGUCGUCGCGGCCCUUGCCAGUUGUGGGAUCCUCUGGCUCGGUCGCAUCACGGCGCUCAAGCACCUCGUGCUGCACGACAACGCACUGAGCGGCUCGAUCCCGCCCCUAAGUGGCAUUCCCAGCCUGCGGUACCUGCAACUCAGCGGCAACCGGCUGAGUGGCACCAUCCCGCCUCAGCUUGGCGACCACCUGCAUCUGAGCUCCCUGGACGUCUCGCGCAACCGCCUGAGCGGCGGGAUCCCGGCGGAGCUCGCAAAUCUCCGGUUCUGCGGCAUGGUGUCUCGCUUUGCGCCGCCUCGGUCAGACCUUUGCUCCCUCGCUGAUCCGGUCGCGCCGGGAGGCGAGGGGAACCAGUUCGACUGCCCCGUACCGCCGCUGCCCGCCCCCUUUCAGCCGGCAGCGACCUUUGGAGGAAGCAGCUAUAGCUACGGCGCAGGGGACGCGAACGCGUGGCUCGCCCCCAAGCAAGCCUCGCAGCCACCGCCGCCGCCGCCGCCGCCGCCACCGCUGCAAGGCGCCGUGGCGGCGGAGUUCUCGACCCAUGAGAGCGGCCGCGCCGACUUUCGAGGCAAGCACGGCCAAAUGUACGCCUUCUUCUCGGCGCCUGGACUGGCGGUCAACGUCAAGACGGAGGAUAAUCCCGAUGCAUCAUUUCUUCUCAAUAAAAACCACCAUCACUUGGAGGUCGACGGCUCGUUCAUCACCGAGGUCCACAUCGUGGCGCUCGUCGGCGGCAAAAAGCGCAAGGCGGCCAACUCGCAAGUCGCGACCGCCUCCUUUUGGGCGUCCGAGCUGUCCGAGUUCAAUACGGGGUGGCGGGUGGAGCUCGCGGUGCGAGGAAACAACGUGUACGGCCGCCUCUCCGGCCCCGCGCACCGGCUCGAUAUGAGCUUCACCGCAGCAGACAGCGACACGGCCGCCCUCGCCAUGCCGCACGGCCUGAUUGGCCAGUCCUUCUCGGCGCCGGCGCGACGGGAGGGCAAGGUGGACGACUACCCGCUGGAGGGGCACUUUGCAACGAGUGCGAUGGCGGAGGGGGCGGUCGAGGGGACGCCGGGGCUGUACGAGGUGUCGUCGCCGUACGCGACGAGCGAGUUCACCUUCUCGCGCUUUAGCCAGCCGCUCGGGGAGGCGGUAAGACCGCGCGGGCAGCACCACGGCGACCGGCUGGCACUCGACGAGAACGCGGUGCAGUGCGGCGCCGCCUCCGAGGCGCUCACCCAGUGCCUCCGGAACCAUGGGCUGUCUCUCGACCCGAUGCUUCUCGUGUCAGAGCCGUCGCCGCAGAGCGACCUCUGCCUGCCGGCGCUGCACGCAUACCAGCGCUGCGGGCGUGACGUGCUGCUGGUGCUCGAGCUGACGCGGCAGGGCGGAUGCCAGGCGGAGGUGGCAGCGGCGAGAAGGUGCAACGAGGCUCCGUCGGCCAACUGCGAGUCGGCAGAGCUUGCCGCGAUGCUCUGCCUGCAGCGUGGCGCGGCGUCGCGCCCGCCGGACUGA